Messenger RNA from Limulus polyphemus (Atlantic horseshoe crab), 1524 nucleotides. RefSeq names its product derlin-2-like. The record is from RefSeq and is a predicted model, not a curated record. The coding region runs from base 383 to 1099 and encodes 238 amino acids. Gene Ontology annotation, molecular function: ubiquitin-specific protease binding; misfolded protein binding. Gene Ontology annotation, biological process: endoplasmic reticulum unfolded protein response. The transcript has 6 exons. NCBI's taxonomy places the organism in Eukaryota, Metazoa, Arthropoda, Merostomata, Xiphosura, Limulidae. Gene Ontology annotation, cellular component: endoplasmic reticulum membrane; Hrd1p ubiquitin ligase ERAD-L complex.
CAUCGUGUUGCAGUUUAGCGUUCAGUUAUUCGAAUUACUGGUGUUCUUGUUAUGUAUUGUACGUUUCUGUUUAUAUAUUUACUCAUUGAACUUUAUGCAUUUUGUUAGAACUAAUAGAAGCUUUCGUUAUUUUUGAAACAACGUUAAAAAUUUACUUGUGUAAAUCUAAUGAACUGCUUAUAGUUGUAAGUUUAACGUUUAUUUAUUACCGAGAAGUGAAGUCAGAAAAGCUUGAGCUUUUAUUUUUAAUUUUUACACAAUCUUGUGUUUUAUCGACGAAUAUCGUAUUUCGCUAAGAGCUUAUUUGAAGUACAAUUAACAUAUUGUUAUAAUAUAUUGAGCUGUGGCUGUAGAGUGAGCGCAGUUGAAAUUGUUUUUUAACAUGGCCUACCACAAUGUUCAACAUGAAUAUAUGCAGAUACCUCCUGUAACUCGUGCCUAUACGACUGCAUGUGUUUUGACAACAUUAGCGGUGCAGUUGGACAUUGUUUCUCCUUUUCAGCUCUAUUUUAAUCCAGAUUUAAUAAUAAAACAUUACCAGAUCUGGCGACUAGUUACCACAUUUCUAUUUUUUGGAACGUUGGGAUUCAAUUUCCUGUUCAACAUGAUAUUUACAUACCGUUACUGCCGAAUGUUGGAAGAGGGCUCUUUCCGGGGCCGAACAGCAGAUUUUUUUUUCAUGUUUUUAUUUGGAGGAAUUGUCAUGAUUAUAAUAGCUCUGUUUAUUAAUCUCCUUUUCCUUGGUCAAGCCUUUACAAUCAUGUUGGUUUACAUUUGGAGUCGUCGAAACCCGUACAUUCGAAUGAAUUUCUUUGGAUUGAUGAACUUUCAGGCACCAUUUUUACCAUGGGUCCUAUUAGGAUUCUCAGUUUUACUUGGAAAUUCGGUGAUGGUGGAUUUAAUGGGAAUAGCAGUUGGACAUCUUUAUUAUUUCCUUGAAGAUGUUUUUCCAAACCAGGCUGGUGGCUUUCAGAUACUAAAAACUCCAUGUUUAAUAAAAUAUCUUUUUGAUUCUGCACCGGACGACCCAAAUUAUAAUCCUCUUCCUGAAGACCGACCAGGUGGAUUUGCCUGGGGUGCUGAUGUUCCACCCCAGUGAAACGAGUAUUCUGCAGUGUAAAUAUAUACACGUACAAUGUGUUUUUAUCCUCUUUGCUCUUAAUAUUACCUUCUAGAUGUAAAAACAGUAACUUAACAGUGGUUAAGAGAAGUGGAAUUUUUUUGAAAGCAUGAACUAUUUACAACAUAGAAAUAUUUUUCAUUCACUGUUUUGUUGUGAAAUGGUAUACCAUUAAUAUAAUCAAAACUUAUUUACAAAGGCAUUGUUUAAUUUGUUUUUCAAAUGUAAUGGUAAUUAUGUUCUUAAUGUUAAUAAUUAUUUUAAGUUGCUCUUCCGUAUUAUGUCUUGGACCAGGAAAAGCAUAACAAAAACUUGUUAAGGAAACUAAUAAUGUUAAUGUUUCUUUUUGCACUAUUGUUUGUACAAAUUGAUACACAGAAGUAAUAAAGCAAGUUUGAUUUUGU